Molecule: messenger RNA, 2151 nt
Organism: Scleropages formosus (Asian bonytongue)
Lineage: Eukaryota; Metazoa; Chordata; Actinopteri; Osteoglossiformes; Osteoglossidae
Gene: tank
Product: TRAF family member-associated NFKB activator
Exons: 9
Coding region: 563-1636 (357 amino acids)
Biological process (GO): negative regulation of canonical NF-kappaB signal transduction
Source: RefSeq, a predicted model, not a curated record
AACGCCACUGCUAACCAGUUGUACAUCAACGGAUUUGAAGUUCUUAUGUCCGUAUUUUUAAAAAAAUUAUAAAAAAAGAUGUACACAGAUCUGCCUCGCGCCGCGAUACCCAGCAGCUCGCGCCCGCCACCGGCGACUCCAUUGGCGCGCGCGCAAUCGUGAACGAGGCGGAAGUCAAAGGCACGCGGGGGGGGAUUCCCCGUGGGAAGUUCCCAGCGCUUUAUUAAACAUGUCAAGCGUACGUUUGUGCGCGAGGCAGUGUUUCCUCUUGGUUCUGUCGUAAAAAAAAAAAAAAAAAAAAAAAAAAAAAAAAAAAACAAGAAGAAGAAGAAGAAGAAGGACGUUUGUUACUCUUCUUCUUCAAGAGUAACAGAACAAACGUUGAUCUGACAAACGCUCAAUAAAUGUAGGUCACCGUGGAUUUUUUUCGAGCUGGACAGAUUCCACUUUUAAACAGAGCAGACGUUCGGUUUCAUGGAUCUUUGUGAAUCAGCGAGGUUCUUCCCGGUGUUUCUGCGGGACCCAUGAAUGCUCUAUCAGUAAUGGUACUGAAGUGCACGGUAUGGACAGGAAUAUUGGUGACCAGCUCAACAAAGCUUUUGAAGCCUAUCGUCAAGCCUCUAUUGAGAAAGAGAGUGCAAAAAAAAAGCUCCAGCAAAAGACAGAGCAUUUUGAACGGUACACCCAGAAACUUGAAAAACAGAUAGAAGACCAGAAGCAUGAGAUUUCAGAACUUAGAGCUCAGCUGCAGAGUUUAACAGCAAAACAUGGUUCAGGAGAAAUGCAGAGCUAUGAAUCUGCUCCUCGAAAACAGGAAGUAGAAACAUUGUCGUCCUGCGACGAUCACCCUGACAACACAUCAUCUAGUUCCCAGAGGAGAAAAAUGUUUGUGGGGAACACAGAAGCCAUAGAGAUGCCUCCACUCUCAUUUUCUACAACCAGCAGGGCGGAGAAUGAAAAAGUUUUUGACACAUUUAAAGAACUUCAGGGGACAUUUCAGCGGAUUCAAGCAUUAACAAGGAAACAAAAUGAUCACCUGAGAAAAAUCUGGAGAAGAAGUGAUACAGCAAUCGAGCAACAGUUCUCCAUGCCCAUCCAGUGCACAGAUGUGACGGCAGAGCAGGCAGAAGGGCCUUUCUCAUCCACCAUCAAGCCUCAGGCAGAGGAGCAGCUGCCCAGCGGUCCUUUAGCAUCCCGGGGGAGUAGCCCAGUAGAUGGAGAUUUCAUUGACUCCCUGAAGAGGCUGUCUGUUAAGUUCCCUCCUUCUGCGGACAGUGAGUAUGAAUUUCUGAACAGCGCCCCGGAGAGGCCACCGGACCAGAAGGAAAUGACCUUGGGAGAUGUCGUUCCCCAACGUUCACAGGACAAGUCUUUGGAGUCACUCCUCCCGUACUCUGGGUUGGCAGCUAUCACAGCAUCCUGUUCAGCUGCCAUUGUCCAUGAGGGUGUUCGGGGACCUCAGCAGGCCCUGUGGAGCCCAGAGCUGUGCACAGCCCAGCCGCUGGUCCAGUGUACCACACCGCGCCAGAGCGAGAGCCCCGGCAAGUGUGCCUUCUGCAACGCUGCGGUCCCCAACGACCACAUCUACAGCCACCUCAACUCACACUUCCAAAAACAGGCCAGCAAUGGACAUUAGCGGGCACUAGCUGAGCAGGCUGGCCAGGCCACACACCCUCUGUAUGAUACUGUCUACUGCUGUUGUCCACAUCCUUGUGCCUCUGAUCAUAAACCUGUGUACCUCGUAACACAUAUUUAAUUUUUGUCUUUUUGUGAAAGAGUCAAAUGGUGGACUUCAGUGUUUGUGUCUUUAAAUUGUCUUUGAAUUGAACUUAACUGCUCUAAUACAUGCUAGUAUUACCUAGUAAAUGCAGAGUGUGUAUAAUAAAACUGUGCUUUAAUGAUAACGGUACAGAAAAGCUAACAGUUACUAUUUUUCCAUUUAUCGUGUGAUGCAUGCUGUAAUGCUGCUUAGGUGAACCUGGGCUAUGUUGCACAAGUGCCUCCAACUCGGUCAGUGUGUAAUGGUUUCAGCGUGUGAACUAGAUCCAGUAGAUUAGCAUGAUGAAUCAUCACAAAGGAUUUGCAUUAUAGUGCACUGCUCUUCUCAGGUCCAGUUUGACUGGUAUCAAGAAAAUAAAUAUUAAUACCAUA